CGGGGCGGGAGGCGCCGGGCCGUGCGCAGAACGGCGCCAGUCUUCGUCGAUGUCGGCCGGCCGCUGCCCGAUACCAGGGUACACUGGCCACUGUCCGGGACUUAAGUUCGAUGUGGGCCACUCGUACGCCUGGCUGGUUCAACACCGACCACAGGUGAGCCGCACUCAUGUGGGUCACGUGACAGUGACCCCUCGCGGUGCGGACCUCCAGUCGGCGCCCGUCGAUGUCGUCGACCGGGCCCGAGAGGUGACCUCGGUGACCCGAGCACCGCCGAAACCUAUGUCACCCCGAGGCGGCAUCGCCGGCUACACAGGUUUCGUUCCGGGAAGCCGGUAUGUGGUCGGCACCAACUACCGCAAGGCCUGCGACGACUGCUUCAGCGACAUGGAGCGGCGAACUGCCGAGCGUCGGGAGCGCGAGGAGCACGCGCGCCGCAGCCGCUCGCUCGGCAGGACCUCGGCCAGUCGGCGGGCGGUCCGCGAGACGGGCGCCGCCGCCCCCGCCCCCACCGCCCCCGCCCCCGCCCUGAGCAACGGCGCCGUCAGCAGUGCUCUGGACGCCAAGUUCAGCCGCUACUCGGCUCAUAGCAAAGAUGAGGAGCCGCUGCCCAUCCCGGGCUACAGCGGGUUCGUGCCGCGGGCGCGCACCUCACAGAUGGGCGUCGGCAAGCGGUUCUCUCGGUUUGCCGACGAGGGGUUUCACGCGCUGCACGAGCAAGUGGAGCGGUACCGACAGAGCCACGCCCGUCCCGUCAGCGUGCGCCACCAGCAGCCCAACGGCCCCGUGAAAUCCUGAACACUCCGGCAGUGGUGCAGUCCGCGGUGGUGUGUGAGUGAAGGGGCAGACAUUUUGGCAGUCUGGAACGGCACAGGAGCUUUAUGAUGGUGCAGAAAUGGUUUUGAUUGAAUUAAAGGACACGAUGCGAAACGAGUUUAAGUCUAAGGAAAUCAUUCAAGAAUGUUUGAGAAUGUGACAAAAGGCGUUUUAGAAUCUGACAGCUCUCAUCAUGCGUCGGACAUCUGCCACAAGCUGCUGCAAUUUUUUUAGAGUCGGUUUUAGAGCUGUUCUGGUUGCUAGGAAAUUGCCCUUCUUGAACAAAUAAAUGUUAUGUUUGGAACUAGCUUUGGUGAGUCUAGCUAUGCAAAGUAACCUCAGCUAGAAAUAUUUUUGGUGGCAAAAAUUGUACACACAAAUUUUACACACAUACAAUUUUUUUCCGAGAAUGGUGCUAGUGCGAUUGGCAAUACGUCAAGAAUCUUAUGCAGUGAUCUUGGUCUUAUGCAGCGAGAGUCGUAUGUUUACUUAGGCAGCGUUUCUGCUCUGGUGUGAUGGGCUUCACUAUUUAUGUGGUGACUGCUAAAAGUCGGUUUUAUUUUCACCGAAUUUCAGUGCACGCUAUUAUGUCGUAUUAUUAAGUGUUCUCUGCUAAAUGAUUUAUUGUCGUUUGAUUGCAAUGCCUCUUUGAGUAGGUAGCUCAUUGGGAGGGCAAAUACAUUUUGCACGAAACGGA
Amphibalanus amphitrite is the source of this 1511-nucleotide messenger RNA. RefSeq names its product protein FAM166B-like. NCBI's taxonomy places the organism in Eukaryota, Metazoa, Arthropoda, Thecostraca, Balanomorpha, Balanidae. The record is from RefSeq and is a predicted model, not a curated record. The coding region runs from base 50 to 796 and encodes 248 amino acids. The transcript has 5 exons.